This is a messenger RNA of Acanthopagrus latus (yellowfin seabream), 2629 nucleotides long. RefSeq names its product mitochondrial fission regulator 1 (gene mtfr1). Gene Ontology annotation, cellular component: mitochondrion. The record is from RefSeq and is a predicted model, not a curated record. Gene Ontology annotation, biological process: aerobic respiration; mitochondrial fission. NCBI's taxonomy places the organism in Eukaryota, Metazoa, Chordata, Actinopteri, Spariformes, Sparidae. The coding region runs from base 228 to 1217 and encodes 329 amino acids. The transcript has 9 exons.
UGGAUGUCCGACAGAAGACAAGUUGGAAAAAAUUACUAAAGUUGUCAACCAGCGUCCGUCACGUUUGCCAGUUGUACAUGCCCCACUUGUUGGGAAAAGGAUGGAGAACUUCGUAUUCCUCACUGGCAGCAAUGAUUACAUUGGACAAAUUACUGUGACCGUUUGGUGAUGAUGCCUUUGGUGUCAGGGCGCAUGUCUACCUGCCCUUUUGAAACACAUCAACAGAAAUGAGUAAAGAUCAUACACAAAUUGAAAUGGACCUGGCUUUUGGAUCAGCUAAGCCCUAUGGGUCCUCGAGAAGUAUUGUGAGGAGGAUAGCUGCUAGUCUUCCUCUUAAACCCUGCCCCAGGGUUCAUUUUCAGCUUCAUCCAUAUACUGAGGAUGCUGGUGUCUUUAUUGGCGCUAGGAGGCAGAAUGGUGUUGUGGCCUCUCUGGCUGAUAUUGCCUUGAUAGACAGGGAUGAUGAGGACGAAGACAACCUGGGCAAACCCAGGUCCGGGAUCUCACAAGGACUCGUGUUCCGAGCACGCGAGCCUCAUUCCCAGAGAAAACCUUUCACCCGCCGGAGGUCACUGCCUAGUCUACAUGAGGGGGCUCUGGAUCCCCAGGGACAAACAGUCGCCAACGAUGAGGCCUUUCAGAAGAUCAGUGUGCUGGAGAAUGAACUUGCGAAACUCAGAGCACAGAUAGCGCAGAUCGUGUUGGCUCAGGAAAAGAGCGCACAGCCAGCUGCUACCAUAGGGACACCUCCCCCUCCACCCUCUGGUGCCCUGCCUCCCCCGCCACCUCCUCCUCCUCCUCCUCCACCACCACCACCACCACCUCUUCUAGGUCUCCAGCGGACAUUUUCUGCCAUAGACUUAAUAAGGGAGCGCAGAGGGAAGAAGACAGAGGGACAGACAACUUUGGAUCCAAAGCCAGCAGAAAUUCCCAACAUGCUUGAUGUCCUGAAAGACAUUGGCAAAGUCAAGUUGCGGUCAGUCAAAAGUCGUCCAGUGGAAGUUGAUCCCAAAUUGAAGUCUAACGAGCCGGCGGAUCCUGCAACUCUCAUCGCAGAGGCCCUGAAACGCAAGUUCGCCCACCGUUAUCGACACAACAGUGAACGAGAUGACAAGGAAGAGUUCAGUCUUCCUGUUCCAGCAGUGAAACCUCAAACUGAAACCCCUUUGUUUGGGCAGCACAUGUUGAAAAAAACUGGAAAAAAGAAGUUGCUCUGAACAGGUGAUUCUGAGCCGGAGGUCCAGAUGUACCACCGACACUUUGAAGUGCCUCAUCAACCUUUUAAUAUCAGCUGUUUCUGUGGAAGGACAAGGGAUUCUGUCUGAAAUAGAUGACUAGUCUGCUUCAAGUAUCAGUCAUCUCAUAAUAUUGCAUCUGAUGAUCAUCUUGACCAUCUGUUUUUGCACUUUUCUAACUUAUAAUAUUAGCUUUCUCUUUUAGAAACAUGAUUUUUUAUGUUUAACUGAAUGUUUUUUGUUUUUGUGUUGAAUAGUCUGAAUUUAUGUCCAUCACAGUCCUCGGCGAACAAGUUGGAGGCAUGAGCACAUCUUUCAGCAACACUACAGAAUAGUUAAAAUCGGUUUUAUUGUUCAGUCAUCACUUUGGAUUUUGUUAAACUUUUGUUGCACACAACAUAGUUGGUCAUUUCCAUUCUCAUGGGGUUUGUGAAAGCCAGAUAGUUAUUCUACCAUAAGAAGAAAGGGAGCACUUUCUUACUCAUGGAAUAUUGUGCUUUAUUGUUCAUGUAUGUAUCAUGACAUGUAGAUUAAUUUAUAAUUGGGAUACGUUUAUUUAUGUUAGAGUUAAAAUAGAUAAUUAAGUUUUGAACAGGUAAUUAUGUUACAGAUUUUACUGUUAUUAAUUCCAGGCAGGUUUUGAAGAGUUUUGUUGGAUCCUGUGUUGGGUCCCAGUUGCCAGUCUUGCCAGGACUUGUGUGUGUUUUGCUGGUUAAAAUAAAUGUCUCAGUUUUAGUUGACAUUAUUUAUCUCUGUUCUACAAUUAGAUUAAAGGGCCAAAGACAUUCCAGUUGUGCUCUGCGAGAUUCUGCCUUUCACUGCCAAAUGACCUUUUUCUGUUUCCUAUUUGGGAUACUACUGUAACUGUUCAGCAAACUUUAUAUUUCUAGAUUAUUAACGGUACAGUUACAUGUGUAAUGUUAUGUUGCUUUAUCAAUACUUCUCUUGAUAAGAGAAGUCCUUUUUAUCAGAAGCAUGUAAGACUCACAGUUCAAAAUCCUCAAAUAAGUACUUGUUGUGGUUAACUUUGUAUUGACAACAUAUUUUAGUCAUGGGUCCUAAGGCACCCACUGUUAUCAGUGUCCCAAAGGUGUAAAUGAUGGUUUUGUGCCAGCAAUCUUCACAUUGUCAUGCCUCAGUUUGAACUUGUGUCUCAGAAAAUGAAAACUACUGUCAUGCAAGCACUUUGUUCCAAGUGUCUGAUUGCAGUUGUUCCCAGUUUUGUUCACUAUGCCAGUGUAGUUGCUGCUUCCACACAACUUCACUAGUAUUACCUUUUAUAUAAAGGGAAGGUGUGUCAGUACUAAGUGUUCAAGGGUUUGUAGAAACGUUGUCUUCCAUAAAAACUAUCCACUUGAAUUGUUGAAUCUCUAAAUAAAAGUUUGUCUGCCUCA